Bacillus rossius redtenbacheri is the source of this 1441-nucleotide messenger RNA. Its product is annotated as ER lumen protein-retaining receptor-like. Gene Ontology annotation, biological process: endoplasmic reticulum to Golgi vesicle-mediated transport; protein retention in ER lumen. Gene Ontology annotation, cellular component: membrane; cis-Golgi network; endoplasmic reticulum. The record is from RefSeq and is a predicted model, not a curated record. Lineage: Eukaryota; Metazoa; Arthropoda; Insecta; Phasmatodea; Bacillidae. Gene Ontology annotation, molecular function: ER lumen protein retrieval receptor activity. The transcript has 7 exons. The coding region runs from base 217 to 1146 and encodes 309 amino acids.
GUCCGAGCUCCGAGCACGCCGCCGGCCCCGGAACGAGCGUGAGCGGUGCGGCAUUUGCAGCCAGUUGCAGGAAGUAGCGGUGCUGCCGAUAGACUCUUGUUUUUUUGACAGGUUGUAAUUUUACGACCCAUCUCUAGCGCUCUGAGAGGAGAACUUGUGGCGCUGCACUGGCAAAGGGCUCUAUUGUCGUUGGGUCAAACCUUGUUUGCGAAAAUUAUGUGGACCAGCGUACCAGAACCACUUGAACAGUUUCUAAUUUACAUCGUAAUUAAUAUAUUUCUCAUUCUUGGAGAUUUUUUUCAUGUUAUAUCCUUUUUUAUACUGUUCAUCAAAGUCUUCAAGACAAGGUCUACUAGAGGCAUAUCUUGCAAGAUGUUCAUCCUGUUUGUGCUGGUUUUCAUAACCCGGUACCUUGAUUUGCCGAUGUACAUCAUAUCCGUAUACAACACAGUGAUGAAGGUUCUGUUCAUCACGAUGUCAUGCGUGAUGGUCUACUUAAUUCACAUAAAGUUUUCUCAAGUGAAAGAUGCUGGGGCUGCUGACAAUUUCAGGGUAGAGAGACUGAUCAUCCCUGCACUGGUGUUGGCAUUGUUUGUCAACCAUAGAAUUAGCUUUUUGGAAGUGCUGUGGUCGUUUAGCAUAUUCCUGGAGGCUGUGGCAAUUCUGCCUCAGCUGACGCUGGUGCAGAAUACCGGCGAAGUGGACGCUUACACCUGCUACAGCGUGGCUACCCUGGCCGCGUACCGUGGCUUUUACGUCGUCAACUGGGUCUACCGUUACAGUCACGAGAACCGCAUGGAUGACAUAGCUUUCUUUGCUGGCCUGAUCCAAACACUUCUGUACAGUUUUACGGCUGGAUAUAUGAUACUUCAAUACAGAAAGGAGACCCAGACAUCCAAGCUAUCCUUAAUAGACAGUUUGAAGCAGGACAUAAUCUUCAAGGAUAAUGAAGCUGAGAGUAUAUUACAGGAGAAGAAUGCUUUUUCAGAUUAUCCUGUAACCCUUCAAAAUACAGAGAUAAUGAACCACCUCGGGCCAUUUGAUGUUAACCAGGUGAAAGUUCACAGCUGUGUUCCUAAAGAUGGUUAUCAACCACAAGUUUGUCUUCAAGAAAAGAAAGAAGAGCAGUUUGUACAUCAUAUAUGAUGGAGUUAGUUACCUCAUCAUGGUCAGUUUAAAUUGGCACAAGGCUGGCUCAGCAGGAUGAUUUGGUGAUGGUUUGCUGUUGUCAUUUGCAGUUACCAAGGUUACCAUGUAGCGAUACUUCAGUCAGACAUAAAACUGUUGUUUUACGAUACUACUGUGAUAUAAUAUGUAAUCUUUGGUAAACCAGUAUUCUAAUGACAGCCAAUGACAUAUACAAUUAAUAAUUAUUGUAACAUUUAUGGCAGCUAAUAUUUAAUCUCAUUGUUAUUUUUAAAUAAACUUAAGCAUCCAGAAA